CGUCACUGCGUCAGCGGCUGAAAAUGCCUGCGUCGGGACGGGGGCACGGAACUGCUGAGGGGUUGACGAAUAAACAUCGGAGAUGAAGGGAGAGAGUAGGUUUUGGCCAGCGAAGUGGACGCUGCAGCAGUAACCUGUCAGUAUCACGACUCCCCCGCAGCCUCCCCGCGUAGCGGACGUUGUAUGAGGACGCCGGGAGAAAGGGCUUUGUUCGCGGUGAGGUAGCGAAUGUAGGAGAGCGCAGGGGAGGGCUGUAGCUGCUGGGCUUUUUGGAGAAACAACAUGGCUGCGGCGGAGCUCGAAUGGAUCCCGGAGACCCUGUACAACACCGCUAUCUCGGCUGUGGUGGACAACUACAGCCGGUCCAGAAGGGACAUACGCUCGCUGCCGGAAAACAUCCAGUUCGACGUCUACUAUAAGCUUUACCAGCAGGGCCGGCUCUGUCAGCUGGGAGGAGAGUUCUGUGAGCUGGAGGUGUUCGCUAAAGUGCUUCGGGCCUCAGACAAACGACAUCUGCUGCACCACUGCUUCCAGGCCCUCAUGGACCACGGGGUGAAGGUGGCUUCGGUCCUGGCCAACUCGUUCAGCCGCCGCUGCUCGUACAUCGCAGAGUCUGACGCCCAUGUCAAAGAGAAGGCUAUCCAGUUCGGCUUUGUGCUGGGGGGCUUCUUGUCUGACGCUGGCUGGUAUGGAGAUGCAGAGAAAGUGUUUCUGUCGUGCCUACAGCUGUGCACGCUCCACAGUGAGGUGCUCCACUGUUACCGAGCGGUGGAAUGCUGCGUCAGGCUGCUCCAUGUCCGCAACGGCAACUGUAAGUACCACCUCGGGGAGGAGACCUUCAAGCUUGCUCAGUCUUACAUGGAUAAACUAGCCAAACAUGGCCACCAGGCCAACAAGGCGGCGCUGUACGGCGAGCUCUGUGCCUUGCUCUUCGCCAAAAGCCACUACGAUGAGGCGUAUAGGUGGUGUAUAGAAGCUAUGAAGGAAAUUACUCCAGGACUGCCUGUCAAAGUAGUUGUAGAUGUUCUCCGACAAGCAUCCAAGGCUUGUGUGGUGAAGAGGGAGUUCAGGAAAGCGGAGCAGCUGAUCAAACAUGCCGUGUUUCUAGCAAGAGAACAUUUUGGACACAAGCAUCCCAAGUACUCCGACACGCUGCUAGAUUAUGGCUUUUACUUGUUAAAUGUGGACAACAUCUGCCAAUCGGUUGCAAUUUACCAGACGGCCCUGGACAUCCGACAGUCUGUGUUCGGGGGGAAGAACAUCCACGUGGCCACAGCCCAUGAAGACCUGGCUUACUCCUCAUACGUUCACCAGUACAGCUCUGGGAAAUUUGACAACGCUCUUUUCCACGCGGAACGUGCCAUAGACAUUAUAACCCAUAUCCUGCCUGAGGACCAUCUUCUGCUGGCGUCUUCCAAGAGAGUCAAAGCCCUAAUUCUGGAGGAAAUCGCCAUCGACUGCCACAAUAAAGAGACAGAAGAGCGCCUCCUGCAGGAAGCUCACGACCUCCACCUCUCCUCGCUGCAGCUGGCCAAGAAGGCUUUUGGGGAGUUCAAUGUUCAGACAGCCAAACACUACGGCAACCUUGGGCGGCUCUACCAGUCCAUGAGGAAGUUUAAGGAGGCAGAGGAGAUGCACAUCAAAGCCAUCCAGAUCAAGGAGCAGCUGCUGGGCCACGAGGACUACGAGGUGGCUCUGUCUGUGGGUCACCUGGCCUCCCUCUACAACUACGACAUGAACCAAUACGAGGACGCAGAGAGGCUCUACCUGCGCUCCAUCGCUAUCGGGAAGAAGCUGUUUGGAGAAGGCUACAGUGGGCUGGAGUAUGACUACAGAGGCCUGAUCAAACUCUACAACUCGGUGGGGAACUACGAGAAGGUGUUUGAAUACCACAAUGUACUGUCCAACUGGAACCGACUGAGGGACCGGCAGUUUGCAGUAGCAGACGCUCUGGAGGACGUCAACACCACACCCCAGCAGACCCAGGAGGUGGUCCAGGCUUUCCUACAGGCUCAGAGCCUUGGCCCCACCCGCCCCUGUCUGGGCUAACACCCCCCCUCCCCACUUGUUCCAAAAUGACAAGGAAAAACAGACAUGGUUUUAGUCUGGUGAGACCACAAGUAAGAGGCCCAAUGUGGCGCUUCAGUUGCUCACAGUGGAUUAGUCAAAUUGAGUAAAUGUAACCAUCACCGGCUGGUCGGUUGUCUCGAUCGUCGCUGCAGCUGCCAGUACACACACAGACACACGUAGUCAUUAAAAAAAAAGCAUAAAGAAGUAGAGAAGACACCGCCAUUAAAGCUCGUCAGUUCACUCGAACUCCAAGAUGCAGCGUCGCAGAGCAGCGUGCCGCAUUUCUCCACCAGAGCGAGCAAACGUGACCGAAGGAGGGACAAGUUAAACCUUCAGAGAUCCUCUUCUCCUGGAUGGCUGGCCUUUAUCGUCUCCUGCAGAAAAUCAGAGGACCUUUGGGCUGCGGGGUUAAGCUAGUGCCCUGAGUGUAUCUAGACAGUAGGUGGACCCGGCAAGAAGUACUUGCAUCAACCAGACCUUCCGUCAUCAUAGACGGAAACAGUUGGAUAUUUUUCACACUCAUAUACUUAUAUAAUACAGCACGUUGUACUUUUUUAAGUUGAAGGUUUCUUGUAAGUUUUUGUUUUUUAUUGGAGUGGACAUGAAUAAACUUCUUGCUCUGAAGCGCUUGCUGGCGUGAGAAAACCAACAGUGGAAUGUGUUUCAGCCAGCGGGGAUGUGACACACAUGCAACAGGCUUCAGGUGUCAUUUCUUCACUUUUUUUUUUUUUUCUUCCCCACCUCAGUGUGACGUUGGCCUAAUUAAAAUAUCAACAAUUUGUAUGCAAAAGUCUAUGAUUAUGUAGCCAUUUGUUUCUGCGUCGUUACCAAGUCAUGAAGUCUAAAACGGCUCUGUGUUGAUGAGGGAGGGGGGUGCAUUUCACCAGGUACUCCACUGAAGACAACCAGCCUUACACCAGCUUGCAGUUAAAGGUCUGUAGGUGGAGCCAUACUUAAAAGUGCUUCAGAAACCACCUCCUUCCUCUAAGGGCACCACAAAGGGGACCAACAUUAUGUGCGAGUGUUGGCUUGCGCUUAAGGCUCUCACACUUUUGUUUUGCAUGUCGUUGCAGCAGUGUUCAUGUUUUUGUUCACUUCAAACAUGACUGAGCCUCCGACAGUUUGUCCAGAAUCUGUCCUGCAGAGCCACUGAUGUCAUUAUUACCCCCUCAGAAAACAGAACUGGCUGAAAACAGUUUUUUUUUUUUUUUUUAACUGCUGUGUCACAUAAUGGCAACUUAAAAAGAUGGAGACCCUCCAGUUGUUUUUGCAAUAGUUUAUCAUUUUCAUGCUUUUAAUUUGAGUUCCAUCAGUGCUGCAUUUGAAAACAUAUUGGCUUCGGACUAGAUGUGAGCUGCUUGCAUUUAGCCUGUUGAAAACUGUGCCAAAAAAAUUUAAAGUACCGUUUUUUUUUUUUGUUUUUUGCUUUUUUGUUGCCCUCUGGUGGUUAAACUGUGUAAUAGCACCACUAUAAUGACCCUUUAAAUUAUUGUUCAAUUUAACUUUGUUCCAUGUUAGGAAAUGUUCAAACUUUGACACAGAAAAAAAGUAAACCUGUGUCUUCAUACACCACGUCUGUCAUUUAAAGGUACAGUGCAACACUCUUGUAGUCCUAGAUUCUGGCAUCUGUCUGCAGGAAACCUUUUAUGGAUUUCCUCUGUGUUCCACCUAAAAAACAACAUAUGAAAAUCAAUUAAUUUUAGAUUUUGUUCAUCCUGAAACAGAUGAGGUGAGGCUGUAAGUGCAGAGCUGAUGAUGAAGACAUCUGUAGCUGCGUAGUGCUGAUGGCAGCUACAGGGUGUGUAAAGUGUUUGAUUUAGGCCGAGCAAACAAAUGUAGACAAUAUCUGCAGCUUUUCUCAAGAAACUUUGCCUUCAAUAAACACUAUGUUGGUGUUUUUAUCUCCUAAUGAAUGAAGAAACGAGCUUUGCCUUCAACAUGUUGUUGGAACCCCCCUCCCUCCAAUUACUCUGCUGGCUUUCAGGACCUACUUCUGAUGCUUGUUUCAACAAGAGUCUGUAGACCUAAGCAGCUGCAGAGCCACUUUCUGCUACAGAUGGGUCAAAAUGUUGAGUGUUAUGAUGAUGAAAUAUGGACUUCAACUGCAUUUCACUGGAACAAAUCAACCCCUAUGUGCUCCUUUUCUUUGAGUCUCAUCAAAGAUGGUAGUCUUUUCUGAGCCGCGGGCCUGAGGUCCGUUUCACGAAGCAGGUUUAGUGAAAACUAUGAAAUCAGGGAAACUCCGGGUUUUCCGUUUCACUCAACCUCUGCGCCUGAGUUUAACGCUGCUUGGUGAAACGGACCUCUGGAGUUGCUCUCAGGAGCUUCUGCAUCUUAUGCAAUGGGUUUUUCUCUACCUGUGAACGUUGAGGGGAAAAGGGAGCAGUGCUGCUGGACGGUUGGUAAAGGUAAAGCGGUGACUCCCCCCUCCAGUAGUCUCGCCUGCUGUUUGGAUCAGGUGAUGGAUACCAAAUGCAAGGAGAGGACGUUUUUACUGUUGUUCUGUUACUGCUUCACUGUUAGAUGCAAAAAAUUAAAAAAAAUAUUAAAAAUGUAUAUCAUUGACCACAA
This is a messenger RNA of Fundulus heteroclitus (mummichog), 4641 nucleotides long. RefSeq names its product amyloid beta precursor protein (cytoplasmic tail) binding protein 2 (gene appbp2). Gene Ontology annotation, molecular function: protein binding. The record is from RefSeq and is a predicted model, not a curated record. Bases 283 to 2049 code for a protein of 588 amino acids. Gene Ontology annotation, biological process: intracellular protein transport. Lineage: Eukaryota; Metazoa; Chordata; Actinopteri; Cyprinodontiformes; Fundulidae. The transcript is spliced from 13 exons.